Molecule: messenger RNA, 2230 nt
Organism: Batrachochytrium dendrobatidis JAM81
Lineage: Eukaryota; Fungi; Chytridiomycota; Chytridiomycetes; Rhizophydiales
Exons: 9
Coding region: 69-2198 (709 amino acids)
Biological process (GO): long-chain fatty acid metabolic process
Cellular component (GO): endoplasmic reticulum; membrane
Molecular function (GO): long-chain fatty acid-CoA ligase activity
Source: RefSeq, a predicted model, not a curated record
CUAUAUCGAACGACCGGAAGCCAGGUGUCGCUGUUAUUAAACCUAGGAAACCCGCCUAUGGUUCUGUCAUGAAUGAGCUGGGUUUCCCUGUUUUUUCUGCUGAUGUCCUGUCCAAGAUUACUGUCAAAGCUGUACCUGUUGUUGCUCCAACUGAUCCACACAAUGAAACUGCAAUUUACAGAUCUGUCUUAUCGCCCAAUGAGCUCUUGGUUACCAUUCCAAACAUGCGUACUAUGCAUGAAGUCUUUGAAGAGAGUGUCAAAAGACAUCCAAACCUUCCUGCAUUGGGCACUCGUUAUGCUUCUGUACAUCCGUCCACUGGUGCUGUUACUUGGGGACCGUAUGUGUUUGAAACUUAUGCACAGGUUGCCAAGAAGCGUGAUCAUUUGGCUUACGGUAUCCAACACAUUUACACUAAUGUAAUCAAGGAAUCUGCUGAAAAGUGGAAUCUGGGUAUUUUCUCGUCCAACCGUGCCGAAUGGGUUAUUGCUGAUCUGGCUGCCCAAGCCUUCAGCGUUGCAGUUGUUGCCCUCUACGACACUCUUGGCGCAGAUACUUCAGAAUACAUUCUUAAUCAUGCUGAUGUCUCUGUUGUGGUUGCAUCCAUUGACAAGGUGCCUCUACUUUUGUCACUAGCACACAAAACCAAACUCAAGGCAAUUAUUGCGUUGGAUUCAAUUCCUUCCGUGUCUACUUUGGGAUCCGUUACAAACCCAUUUCAAUUUGCAAAAAUUUGGGCCAAAGAAAAGGGAAUCGAGUUGUAUUCAUUCAAUGAAGUAAUGGAUCUUGGCAUUAAGCAUCCCAUACCAUUUCGCUUACCUUCAGAAGAAGAUGUAUUCUGUCUGUGCUACACUUCAGGAACUACUGGAAAUCCAAAGGGUGCUGUUCUGUCGCAUAAAAAUAUGAUUGCUGUAUUGCGUGGCAACUUUACUCAAUUUUCCAUUGAUGCGACCGAUGUUCAUAUUUCAUACCUUCCACUGGCACAUAUCUUUGAACGAUGUGUGGUUUCCACCAUGCUAGCUGGUGCUGGAUCUAUUGGGUUUUACCGUGGCGAUGUGACUCUGCUUAUGGAGGAUAUUGGUGUGCUCCACCCGACUAUUUUCCCAUCUGUACCACGUCUUCUUAAUCGGAUUUAUGAUCGCAUAACCGACCAGGCACUGCAUUCUGGAUCUGCACUCAAAACGGCUCUUUUUCAGCGUGCACUUGAUGCCAAACUUGAAAAUAUCCGAAAUGAUAAAGUCUUGACUCACUUUUUCUGGGAUUCGGUUGUGUUUAGCAAACUCAAGGCAUUACUUGGCGGCCGUGUUCGGCUAAUUGUAUCUGCCAGUGCACCCAUAAACGGUGAUGUGCUCGAGUUUCUUCGAGUUGCAUUCAGCUGUCAGGUUUUGGAAGCUUAUGGACAGACCGAAUGCACUGGUUUAUUCACCACAACAUGGCCCAAUGACUUUAGCAAAGACAAUGUUGGUCCAGUCGCUGUAACUUCCGAGUUGAAGCUCGUGUCUGUUCCAGAGAUGAACUAUCAUGCUAAAGAUCUCAAGGGUGAGAUCUGGAUUCGUGGUCCAAGUGUAUUCAAAGGUUAUCACAAGGAUGUUGCCAAGACCAAGGAAGCUCUGACAGAUGAUGGAUGGCUGCUGACGGGUGAUAUUGGCAUGCUUGAUUCCAAAGGACGCUUGUCAAUUGUUGACAGAAAAAAAAACAUUUUUAAGCUUUCUCAGGGAGAAUAUAUUGCUCCAGAAAAGCUCGAGAGUACUUUUCUCAAGAGCAGCUUUGUUGCACAGAUAUAUGUUCACGGUGAUUCACUGCAAAACGAGCUGGUUGCCAUAGUUGUUCCGAAUCCUGAAACUGCAGUCAAGUGGGGAAUUUCCAAUGGUGUACUUCCUACAGACACAUCAACUGAUGUUGCUCGUCAACCAGGACAGCCUUCUCAUCCAGCUACAAUCCAAGUAUGCAAAUCUUUGGCAUUACGUAACGUUAUUUUGGAAGACUUGAUUGCUGUUGGAAAACUUGACAAGCUUCGCGGAUUUGAAUUUGUUCGAGCCAUUUAUAUCGAGCCAGAUAUGUUUUCAGCCGAAUCUGGACUGUUGACACCCACAUUUAAACUCAAGCGCAACGAAGCAGCGAUCAAAUACCGCCCCGAGUUGGAUCAGCUUUAUCAAGAGCGAGCUACUGCUACCAAGUCCACACAAGCAAAGCUUUAGUUCAUUUGAAUAAAAUACGAUUUCGGCUGCUG